Molecule: messenger RNA, 1554 nt
Organism: Trichoderma harzianum CBS 226.95
Lineage: Eukaryota; Fungi; Ascomycota; Sordariomycetes; Hypocreales; Hypocreaceae
Exons: 1
Coding region: 1-1554 (517 amino acids)
Biological process (GO): proteolysis
Molecular function (GO): metallocarboxypeptidase activity; zinc ion binding
Source: RefSeq, a predicted model, not a curated record
AUGCCCUCGCACUCUCAGAGCCACUCUCAGAGCAAUCGCAACGACCUGUUUCCCUUCCUCACCAAGCUUCGCGAUGGCGCCAUUGAGCUUAUCUUCGGUCGUCAUCCUUCCAAGGCCGCCCCCGCUGCGCCCAGAUACUCUCACUCGCGAUACGCCAACGAGCUGGUCUUGCGAUUUAACGUCACCACUACCGCCGAUGAGGCUGCCCUCGCCGAAGCUGCCGCCCAGCUUUUCCUUGAUGUGUGGGCUUUUACGACUGAAUUCGUUGACAUCCGGCUCCAUGCCAAGGAAGUGCAGCCGCUGCUCAGUCUUCUGCCUCCGUCCCUACGGGCAUCGCAAUCAACCCUGAUACCGGAUCUGGCCGCUGCAGUGUACCAGCAAAUGCCAUCAGCUAAGAGCAGCACCUUGGCUCCAGAGGGAAUUAGUUGGGCGCUGUCGGAGCCGCUGAGGUCUGUUGAUAAUCUCUUCUUCCAGGACUACCAGCCAUUGCCCGUCAUCGUCCGCUGGAUGCGUCUGCUAGAGGCCAUGUUUCCAUCAUAUGUCAGAUUCAUCUCGAUCGGAAAAUCGUUUGAAGGGCGAGACAUUCCUGCCCUCCGCGUCGGUGUCCCGGAGCUCGCCGACCCUAGCAAGCCGCGAAAAAUGAUUGUCGUCACCGGCGGUCUUCACGCUCGAGAAUGGAUUUCAACGAGCACUGUCAACUACGUGGCUUGGUCAUUCAUCACAUCGUUUGGCAAAGAGCCAAUGAUUACCAAGUUCUUGAGUCACUUUGACGUUGUCUUCAUUCCAGUAGUCAACCCCGAUGGAGUUGAAUACAGCUGGGAGGUCGACCGUCUGUGGCGCAAGAACAGACAGCAGACAAAUCUGCGCUUCUGUCGCGGCAUGGACCUGGACCAUGCCUUUGGCUUCGGCUGGAACCAUGCAGAGACCCAAAGCGACCCGUGUUCGGAGAGCUAUGGCGGAGAUAAACCUUUCCAGGCCACCGAAGCCGACGUGCUUGCCCAGUGGGCCAGAAACGAGACGGAGCACAAUGUCAAGUUUGUCGGACUGCUGGACCUCCACUCGUAUUCGCAGCAGGUCCUCUUCCCGUACUCAUACACAUGCUCCACCGAGCCUCCCAAUCUCGAAAACUUGGAGGAGCUGGCCAUGGGAAUUGCCAAGGCGAUUCGCUUGUCUAACGGAGAGUCGUACUCAGUCACCUCCGCCUGCGAGGGUGCCGUCGCUUCCACAGACUCUGGCGACCGUCAUCCAGUCUGGCCUCGCAUCGAAUCAGGCGGCGGGUCCGCCAUCGAUUGGUUCUACCACGAGCUGGGUGCGCACUUUAGCUACCAAAUUAAGCUCCGAGAUACGGGGAGCUAUGGCUUCCUCCUCCCCAAGGAGUACAUUGUCCCGACGGGAGAGGAAGUGUUUGACGCCAUGAAGUACUUUGGGGACUAUCUCCUGGGGAACAACGGCAUCGAGAAGACGAUUGGGAACAUGGAGGAGAUUGUGAAUCUGGAAUUCGACGAAACCCAAGAAACAUUUGCAGAGCUUCGGCGCCGCAGAUUGCGAAGAUAG